AUGUCCUCUUCAUGGCCUCCACUACAACGAAAUGAACUUGGCAUCGCCACUCUUUCUCUCGGAAACUGGAGAAAACACACUCUUACCCCACGACUCGAAGCUGCCGCCAAAGCCGGUUACCAAUGGAUAGACCUAUUCGAUGAGUGUUGGGCUGCAUAUCUGGAGGAACACGAUCUACCCGGAGACCAGCUUUGGGAGCCCACACCGGAGAACCUGCGCGUGGCUCGUCACUUGGGCGAUUUAGUGAAGUCACUCGGCAUGCGUAUUGCCUGUACACAGCCUCUGCGUAUGAUCGAGGGUAUCAAGGAUCCAACAGAGCGAAGAGCGACUUUGGACCUGGUCGCAAAGCGGUUUCCGUUUAUGAGAGCCUUUGAUACCGACUUGGUGUUUAUGUGUGCCAAUAUUCGUACCGAUAGUGGCGUUACUUCGGAUCUGAAGACCGUUGCUAGGGACUUAGCUGAGUUGGGUGAUAUGGCUGCUGCGUAUGCACAAGCCGAUGGCGGGAAGAUGCUGAAGAUUGGAUAUGAGGGGUUGUCUUGGGCGACUAGGAAUACGUGGUCGUCUUCGUGGGAGGCGGUGCGGUUCGCGAAUCGUCCUAAUGUUGGCCUGAUCGUUGAUGCGUUCAAUAUUUUGGCUGUUGAAUUUGCGGAUCCUUAUAAUCCAGUAGGACAUGGUCGCAUAUAUCCUACGUUGGAGGAAUCACUGGCAGUCUUGACGGGAUCCAUGGCAUCUCUGGCUGCGACCGUGCCGGGGGAUCGUAUCUUUUUCUUUCAAUGUGGUGAUGCUGAGUUGGUGAACCCGUUGACGUUCCUGCCUCCUGAUGAUCCAAGUAUACCAGCCCUUUUACCUUGGUCGAGAAGUCAUCGGUUGUAUCCAAUGGAGGAAUCCCGGGGCGCUUAUAUGCCCGUGGAACUGGUAGCUGCCGCCGUAUUGGCUACGGGAUACAAAGGUCCCCUUUCACUUGAAGUUUUCAAUACGUCAUUGAACCAAGGCGGGGAUGAUGUUGCAGGAAGUCAUGCCGAUCGUGGCAUGGAGGGGUUGAAAAGGUUGUUCGAGGCGGCGACAAAACUAGCCCCAUUUUGGAGGAGCCCAGAAUCCAGCCGGCAGGCCAUUUCUCAGGUCUCUCAGAGGCUACAAGGAACAAGUCCUCGAUUAUAG
This is a messenger RNA of Penicillium angulare, 1158 nucleotides long. Its product is annotated as sugar phosphate isomerase/epimerase family protein. Lineage: Eukaryota; Fungi; Ascomycota; Eurotiomycetes; Eurotiales; Aspergillaceae. The transcript has a single exon. The coding region runs from base 1 to 1158 and encodes 385 amino acids. The record is from RefSeq and is a predicted model, not a curated record.